AUGCAGCAGCCGGGCUGGAGCUGCCCGGGCCGCGCCGCGCCGCGCCGGGGGACAGGCGUCUCGGGCGGCGCGGCUGCGGGGUGUCCACAGCGCCCCGCCGGUCACCAGUCGCCCCGGGGUGUGGCCAGGGGCCGCGGAAGGGGCAGGGAGGGAGGCCUCGGGGCGGCCCGCCGCCGGGAGGUGCGGGCCGGGUCCCCCAGGCAGGCGCGGCGCCCGAGGACGCCGGCGGGGUCUGCCGAGAGCCGGGUCCGAGACGCGGGCGCAGGGCGGCCGGGGCUCCGAGGGCCCGGCCUCGGGCUCGCCCUCGUCCGCGCCGCCGCGCCGGCCUCCCGGGCCGGACCCCGCGGGCACCAGCUCCGGGCCGGCCGAGCUCUCGGGCUGCGCCGCGCCGCGCGUUGCCUGGCAACGGCGGCCGGGCAGAGCCGCCCCUGCGUGCGGGGCGUGCGGGGCGUGCGGGGCGUGCGGGGCGUGCGGGGCGUGCGGGGCGGCGCCGGCGCGGAGGCUCGUGCUCGCCCCCCGCCGUGGCCGGCCCGGGCCUUCCGCGUCUCCGCGCCCCCGCGAACGCCCCUGCGAACGGUCUCCCUGCAGCCCGAGCCGCGGCCGGGGACGCCCUGCCCUGUCCGGGGCGCAGCCCGAGCCUUUGGCGGGGGACACGCUGCCCUGUCCGGGGCGCAGCCCGAGCCUCGGCCUGCAACGCCCUGCCCUGUCCGGGGCGCAGCCCGAGCCUCGGCCUGCAACGCCCUGCCCUGUCCGGGGCGCAGCCCGAGCCUCGGCCUGCAACGCCCUGCCCUGUCCGGGGCGCAGCCCGAGCCUCGGCCUGCAACGCCCUGCCCUGUCCGGGGCGCAGCCCGAGCCUUUGGCGGGGGGCGCCCUGCCCUGUCCGGGGCGCAGCCCGAGCCGCGGCCUGCAUCGCCCUGCCCUGCCCCAGGCUGGUACGCAUCAAUGAUUGAUGCUGUGGGCGUCCCUGCACGCAGGCCGAGCCGGAGGGCCGAGCCCGGGCCCCGGGAACGCGGGCCGAGCCGUAGGGCCGAGCCCGGGGCCCCAGCAGGGAGCGAGCCUGGAGGAGAAAGCGAGGCCGGGAUACAGGGCAAUCUGGGACACCACAGAGACCCACACAUCCGGGGCAAGGCAGGCAGUGCCCAGGGAGAGGGGCGAAGCCCAGCAUCCCGCCCGGAGAACGGCGCUGUGCCCCACCGUGUCGCGGGAGGCGUCUGCCAGGGCCCCUUCCCGGCAGCCACUCCAGUGACCGUCCGUCUGAUCCGCGCGGGCAGGCUGCCGGGUGGCUGCAGCCCCGCUACCGGGAACUGCCAAGACUCCCCGUGUGCACGGCGGGCCUGCACACCGCUGGAGGGCGAGCCCGAGCGCGUGGCCCUCGGGACCGCUCCCGGCCCGGCCCCAGCCCGGCCCCGCGGAGCCCCCCGUCGGGGCGGGGCCGGGCCUGCAGCCCCAGCCUCCCCGCGCUCUGGCCAGGUCCUUCCACCCGCAGCCUGGGGGAACUCCGUCUUGUCUGGAGGAGCCUCCCGGGCUCGCGUGCCCCUGCUGCCCUCCAGGCUGGAGGUGAAGCCAGCGGCCCGCCGGGAGCCCGAGUCCGGGGAUCCCGGGCAGCUCCCGGCCCGGCUCCAGUUCCCCACCGGGAUAGCGCAGCAGCGCGGCGGCGCGGGGCGGCGAGGCGCGGCGCCCCGGGCGCGCUGGAGCCGCGGCUGUCACCGGACGCGUCGGGCCGCCGCCGGCCCGCACCGCUCGGGCGCCAAGAUGUGCGACUGCUUCCACGUGGUGCUGCCCACCUGGGCCGGAGCCCCCGGCAGCGCUGUCUUUGCCAGACAGCUUGGCAUGUUUGGCCUGAAGGGCCACUACAGCAGGGAGCCCGGGUUCCUUCCAGACCUCGCCUGCGCAGCCCCGGGGGCCCUCCUGCGUGGGCCUCCCCUGUGCAGACGUGCGCCCUGGACAGUAGCAGGAGAAUGGGGACCCUUGGCUGUUCCCAGCAGGCUUGCUGCCCUUGCCUUCCUGCGCUACCCUGCCUCGUCCCCUUACUCUCUGGCCAGUGCCUUCCCAGAGGCAGAGCUGCGUCCCGAGGCCCACGCCUCCGUCUCUGUCCUGAAACCUGCCAGUGCCUGCGGUGGCCUGGGGACCCCCCGGCUGUCCCUGGCUCCAGGGGAGCCCAGGGGCAGGGACGCGCCCAAGGACAUCCGGGAGGGGUCUGACGUGAGGACGGCAGCACGACAGAGGACUGUCCCGAGGAAAGGAAGGGUGGGGACACUGCAGAGGCGCGCCGCCGAGGGCCGGGGAGCUGUGUUGCCGCGAGAGCCGCGUGGUCAGAGGAGGCCACAGGCCUGUCAGCUCCCUGACCAGGUUGUCCACAAUGGCGGGCACCGUGGGGCCGGGGGCUCAGAGGAAGAGCUCUGCACCUCGGGGCGGCCAUCCCGGCAACCACAGAGGCUGCAGCUGUGGUGUGGGGGCGUGUCUAGACUGCAGCUGUGGUGUGGGGGCGUGUCUAGACUGCAGGUGUGGUGUGGGGGCGUGUCUAGGCUGCAGGUGUGGUGUGGGGGCGUGUCUAGGCUGCAGCUGUGGUGUGGGGGCGUGUCUAGACUGCAGCUGUGGUGUGGGGGCGUGUCUAGACUGCAGCUGUGGUGUGGGGGCGUGUCUAGACUGCAGGUGUGGUGUGGGGGCGUGUCUAGGCUGCAGGUGUGGUGUGGGGGCGUGUCUAGACUGCAGAUGCCGCAGAACACCCGUUUCCGACUGCCCCUGCCCGAUGCCCGCUGA
This is a messenger RNA of Perognathus longimembris pacificus (Pacific pocket mouse), 2760 nucleotides long. Its product is annotated as collagen alpha-1(I) chain-like. The coding region runs from base 1 to 2760 and encodes 919 amino acids. The transcript has 10 exons. NCBI's taxonomy places the organism in Eukaryota, Metazoa, Chordata, Mammalia, Rodentia, Heteromyidae. The record is from RefSeq and is a predicted model, not a curated record.